Molecule: messenger RNA, 1830 nt
Organism: Budorcas taxicolor (takin)
Lineage: Eukaryota; Metazoa; Chordata; Mammalia; Artiodactyla; Bovidae
Gene: GASK1B
Product: golgi associated kinase 1B
Exons: 5
Coding region: 271-1830 (519 amino acids)
Cellular component (GO): Golgi apparatus
Source: RefSeq, a predicted model, not a curated record
GAUCAAUGUGACUCUGGACACAGCCAGGAUGAAAAGGAACUAGUCAGACUCCUCCUUGGGGAGACUGAUGGCGGUGUAAAAGGUUUGUUGUGGCCAGUGUCAGAAGCCUUCCCGGCUCCAUCACCAACGCCUACCUUCCACCUCGACCCACUGGAGACCACUUAAACACCCGAGCGGAGGCGAGAGCUGCAUUCAGAAAACCAUGCUUCAUGUCAGCAGGCACCAACGGCCGAGUUUAAACUCUGUUCAGCAUGUGGACACCGCGGAGAAAUGAGCUGCCCGGACAAGCCAGGGCAGCUCAUAAACUGGUUCCUCUGCUCCCUGUGUGUCCCGAGGGUGCGGAAACUCUGGAGCAGCCGGCGCCCCAGGACGCGGAGGAACCUCCUGCUGGGCACCGCCUGCGCCAUCUACCUGGGCUUCCUGGUCAGCCAGGUGGGGCGCGCCUCUGUCCAGCACGCAAGGCCGGCAGGAAAGGGGCCGCACCGGAGCCGGGCUGCCACCGAGGCCCCGUUCCCUGAGAUACCCCUGGAUGGCACGCUGGCCCCUCCCGAGUCCCAGGGCAAUGGCACCACGCUGCAGCCCAACGUGGUGUACAUCACCCUGCGCUCGAAGCGCAGCAAGCCAGCCAACAUACGUGGCACAGUGAAACCGAAGCGCAGGAAAAAGUAUGCGGUGGCUUCUAGAGUCCCGGGGCCCGAGGCUUUGGUGGGACCAUCCCUUCGGCCUCAGGUAGCUGCAAGGACAAUGGAUUCUGAAGUACCCGGGCAUAUCCCAGGAGGAAACCUGGCCAAGGCUGGGGAGCGACCCUGGAGGUGGAUCCAGGGUCCGGGAGCGAGAGGUGGGGGCGCAGAUGUGCAGCUGCCCCCGGCCGAGGAGAGCAACAUCAGAAUCUACAGCGAGAGCGCCCCAUCGUGGCUGAGCAAAGACGACAUCGGCCAGAUGCGCCUGCUGGCCAAUGGCGCCGUGGCGGGUCUCCAGCCGGCCCAGUCCAGGAGUGGAGCACGCCUGCUGGUGCUGGAGGGGACUACCCGGCCCUCGGUGCCCGCCUGCGGUCCCAGCCCUUGCGGGCUGCUCAAGCAGUCUCUGGACAUGAGCGAGGUGUUUGCCUUCCACCUAGACAGGAUCCUGGGACUCAACCGGACCCUGCCCUCUGUGAGCAGGAAGUCUGAGUUCAUCCAAGAUGGCCGCCCAUGUCCUUUCAUCCUCUGGGAUCCAUCUUUGUCUCCAACAAAUAAUGAGACCCACUCUUCUGUUAAGCUCACUUGGGGAACUUAUCAGCAAUUGCUGAAACAGAAGUGUUGGCAGAAUGGUCGAGUACCCAAGCCUGAGUGGGGCUGUACUGAAAUACAUCACCAUGAGUGGUCCAAGAUGGCCCUUUUUGAUUUUUUGUUACAGAUUUAUAACCGCCUGGAUACAAAUUGCUGUGGGUUCCGACCUCGGAAGGAAGAUACCUGUGUACAGAGUGGACGGAGUUCAAAAUGCGACAACCAGGAUACUGUGGUUCUAGCCCACAUUGUCCAGCGAAAGCAGGACCCAAGACACUUGGUUUUUAUAGAUAACAAGGGUUUCUUUGACAGAAGUGAAGAUAACUUGAACUUCAAACUCUUAGAAGGCAUCAGAGAGUUUCCCGAAUCUGCAGUUUCUGUUUUGAAGAGCCAACACUUACGGCAGAAACUUCUUCAGUCUCUGUUUCUUGAUAAAGUUUACUGGGAGAGUCAGGGAGGUAGACAGGGCAUCGAAAAGCUAAUCGAUGUGAUAGAACAGAGAGCCAAAAUCCUGCUCACCUACAUCAACGCACACGGGGCCAAAGUGUUACCUAUGAAUGAAUAA